AUGUCGAAAGUUUCGAAGUUCGUGACAUCCUCCGACGAUUGCCAAAUAUUUGCUGAAGGCAUCGGCAACCUCGACGGUCCAACCGUUGUCUUGAUUCAUGGCUUAGGGUUAUCCACAGUCGUAUUCAACAACCUCUUUGGAGACGAUCAGCUACUUUCCAAAAUAUACCUUGUCCGGUAUGAUAUGAGAGGUCAUGGUAGGAGCGGCAAACAUCCGAAAAAGAUCGAUUAUUCCUCCCGCAAGUUCGCUGAGGAUUUCGUGGCUGUGACCAAGGAAUUUGAGAGACAAAAGCCUUAUCUACUCGGCUGGAGUUUAGGAGGGACUGUUGCGGUGGAUGUCUGCACGUACUGUCCUGGCUACCUGUCAGGCAUCAUCUAUGUUUCCGCUCUCCCAUACAUCGGAAAAAUCAUGGAGGUUUUGACAAAAGAAAGCCUUAUAAACCUUCGGCCAAGACUCGUCAGCCCGGACGCGGCAGAUGCGGAGAAAGCGAGGGUUGAGUUUGUAGACUCCACAUUCAAUGAGCUUAACACUUUGAACUGGGACGACCGGCAAGCUUGGGUUGAAGCGUUCAGGAACGUGAACGCCGAAGACGUGAAGACAACCCUUACGCGCGAGCAAGAUCCUCGGGCACUUUUUGCUGCGGGGAGGGAGGGAUUGAGAUUGCUUCAUCUAUACGGAGACGCUGAUAAACAGAUCGACAACGCUGUCGCCGAGGAAGAAGUGAGCCAGCAAUUCAUUAAUAAGAAUGUCGUUGUCAUCAAGGGUGGAGGGCACGCGUUAUUUUACGAGUUUCAAGACCAGGUCGUUCAGGAGAUUCUAGCAUUUGUUACCAAGUAGGGCUGUUAUCUGUUAUCACGGCUCACCAUAAAUUUUGUAAUUCUGAUAUGGGGCACGACCGGACAAAAUCAAACAAAUAAUUGUGUGGUGAAGUGCAAAAUUUCAAGUGAAAUCCGAUUGUCAAAUCAGAAAAGGUAAAAAUUUGUGCGAUCUUCAUCUAUCAGCGCGCCGCAUUAAUAUUGACCGAGACUCGUCGAUUGCGCAAUGUCCUAUUGACGACGACUUCACAUCAAUACUCUGCCUGCAACUGACCGCUGGCCUCCGCUGACAUAGACUUUGUACUGGUUA
This is a messenger RNA of Suillus clintonianus, 1125 nucleotides long. RefSeq names its product Alpha/Beta hydrolase protein. The record is from RefSeq and is a predicted model, not a curated record. Bases 1 to 837 code for a protein of 278 amino acids. The transcript is spliced from 4 exons. NCBI's taxonomy places the organism in Eukaryota, Fungi, Basidiomycota, Agaricomycetes, Boletales, Suillaceae.